Molecule: messenger RNA, 474 nt
Organism: Elaeis guineensis (African oil palm)
Lineage: Eukaryota; Viridiplantae; Streptophyta; Magnoliopsida; Arecales; Arecaceae
Product: secreted RxLR effector protein 161-like
Source: RefSeq, a predicted model, not a curated record
AUGGUGGGUUGUAGACCUGCAGCUACUCUAAUUGAGCAGAAUCAUCGUCUUAUGGCUGACGGUGGUACUCCAGUUGAUCGAGAAAGGUAUCGACGCUUAGUAGGACGAUUGAUUUAUCUUUCUCAUACUCAUCCUGAUAUCACUUUUGCUGUUAGUGUUGUAAGCCAGUAUACGCAUGAUCCUCGUAAAAGACAUCAGGAAGCUGUCUAUCGAAUUAUACGAUAUCUUAAAGGAUGUCCUGGAUGUAGACUUAUAUUUUCUCAUCAUGGACACCUUAAGAUUGAGGGAUAUACUGCUGCUGACUGGGCUGGAGCAUUGGAUGAUAAAAAGUCUACAUCAGAUUAUUGUACUUUCUUGGGUGGUAAUCUUGUGACAUGGCGCAGUAAGAAGCAGAAUGUGGUCACUCGUUCCAGUGUUGAGGCUGCAUAUCGGGCCUUAGCUCAAGGGGUCUGUGAAGUCAUAUGGUUAAAGUAA